CCGGGGACCCCGACAGACCUGCCCUGGCCUGGGACUGAGGGGCCGCCAUGAAGCUGGUGCUGUGGCUGCUGUCCAUGGCUCUGGGCCACCACGGAGCAGGCGGGUUCCUGAUGCACCUGGCCAGCAAGUGCCCCCUGGCCGCCGACGGCUCCGUGCUCCGGUUCUACUUCGCCUUCGUCUUCAACAAGAACCCGCUGGUGUGUUACAACGAGCAGGACCGGCUCUUCGAGGCCUGCGACAUGGGCCUGCUCAAUCCCUUGGCCGUGGACAUGGCCGCCGCCAUGAACACAGACCCCGGCUUGCUCCAGCGCGUGGCAGGGGGGCGCCAGGCCUGCCAGAGCCAGAGCCAGCACCUCUGGAGCCGCACGGCGCAAAGGAAGACGCCCCCUAGUGUCCGCAUCGUCUCCACGGCCCUGUCGAACCCCGCGGGGACCGUGCGCCUCACCUGCCACGUCUGGGGCUUCUACCCGGCGGAGGUGGGGGUCACCUGGCUGCGGAACGGGAGCCCCGUGGAGCCCACCGAGGGCGGCCUGAGCCCGGCGCUGGCCAAUGGCGACUGGACCUACCAGACCCAAGUCAGCCUGCUCACCGCCCCCAAGCCCGGGGACACCUACACCUGCCAUGUGCAGCACGCCAGCCUGGCAGAGCCCCACCAGGAGGAGUGGGGGCCCGGCCUGUCCCCGGGGCUGACGGUCAAGGUCAGCGUGGCUGUCGUGGUGCUGAUCCUCGGCCUCAUCUUCCUGGGCACCGGCCUGGUGUUCUGGUGGAGGGCGCCCGCCCCGGGUUAUUCUCCCCUCGCAGGGCACAACUAUGCUGGAGGCAGCACCUAACGCCCGUGGGCACCGAGACCCCUGGCUCCAGUCCCCCCACCCCAGUGGAGGAUCCCGGCUCGUCCUGUCUGUCGCCCCCUCACCCCUCCCCAUGGAGUUGGGAUCUGUGGGACCGAGACAGGACAUGUCUCCGGGCCAGCCGGGCACCGCAGCGAGGACAGCUCAGACCAGGUCGCUCAUGGAGCCCGUACGGACCAGCACCUGCUGCACCCCUCCCCCCACUGUGGCUGUAUAUACUGGGGCCUAUACAUGGCUAUAGAGACCUCCCCUUCCCAACUGCAAGUGUCUGAGGCAAGUAGGAUAAAAUAACCAUAUAAUGACCUGCUUGCUGGCCUCAAGCCCAAGAUUAGAGCCAGCUACCCUAUAUAGACCAGCGGGUCAAUACACAGAUAUAAUGACCUGAAUACAGAUCCCCUACAUACCCCCACCUUCAACUUCUCCCCAGCUCAGAGCCCCAGAGCCCAUACAGACCACACUUGUAUACUGAGGCUAUAGAUGGAGAUAGGGACCAGCCCCUGCCACCCCCUCCAGACAGAGCCCCUGAGCCCACAAGGACUGCCCCCCAUGCACCCCGCUGUGUAUAGCAGGGCCCAUAAAGAGCUAGAGGAACCCCAGUAAUAGAUCCCCAUCCCCACAGACUUGAAGCCCUCUGCCCUGUACAGCUCAGCAGGGCAAUACAGGGAUAUAAUGACCUGAUCAGACCCCUAGCCUCUCCCCAGCCCCACAGAUCCCUCAGCACUGGGGGAUGUGUCCAAUUCUCCACCCCCUGGUACAAUCCCAGCCCCGGUACAAUCCCACUUCCCCCACCAGGGGUCACCCUAGACCAGGGCUCCCCCCUGGGUCAUCAUACGAUUCCCCCAUUACUCACCCAGCCACCCCUCAAGCAUGGCAGCCAGCCCCCACUUUCCCCCCCCCCCCCCCCCAGCAGGCACAACACCCUCACCUGGCACUAUUCACAAUGGGGUGGGGCAGGGCUAUAGGGAGCGGGUAGCUGAUUCAGGGUGCUGACCAUGUGCUGUGUGUACGGAGAGGUUGGCUGUUGUAAUCUCCCUCUCCCCCCAUUAAAGAUCCUCUCUGGUGCAGCAGGGAAUGCUCUGUGGAUGGUGCCCAUGGCCUCAGCCAUAGGGGGUGGGGACAUGGGAUUUGGACAGAGGGAUAGGAAUGUAGCACUGGUUCCUCCCCACCCAGAGAUCGAACCCAGGAGUCCUGGCUCUCAGCCCCCCUGCUCUAACCCACUAGCCCCCACUGCCCUCCCAGAACUGGGACAGAAACCAAUGUUCCCUCUAAUUUUUGACAGGCAAAUUUCUUCUGUGCAAAUUUUUGUGCUUCUGUGCACAGUGUUUUGCUGUGUGUGUGGGGGGGGGGUUAGGAUCUGUGUGCACGCGCACACACGCACAGCUUAGAGGGAACAGUGGAUAGAACCCAGGAGUCCUGGCUCCCAGCCCCCCUGCUCUAACCCACCAGCCCCCACUCCCCUCUCAGAGCCAGGAGAGAACCCAGGAGUCCUGGCUCCCAGCCCCCCCCGCUCUAACCACCAGCCCCCACUCCCCUCCCAGAGCUGGGAUAGAACCCAGGAGUCCUGGCUCCCAGCCCCCCUGCUCUAACCCACCAGCCCCCACUCCCCUCCCAGAGCCUGGGAGAGAACCCAGGAGUCCUGGCUCCCAGCCCCACUGCUCUAACUCACCAGCCCCCACUCCCCUCUCAGAGCUGGGAUAGAACCCAGGAGUCCUGGCUCCCAGCCCCCCCUGCUCUAACUCACCAGCCCCCACUCCCCUCUCAGAGCUGGGAUAGAACCCAGGAGUCCUGGCUCCCACCCCCCAGCUCUAACCCACCAGCCCCCACUCCCCUCCCCAAGCUGGGAUAGAACCCAGGAGUCCUGGCUCCCAGCCCCCCCUGCUCUAACUCACCAGCCCCCACUCCCCUCUCAGAGCUGGGAUAGAACCCAGGAGUCCUGGCUCCCAGCCCCCCCUGCUCUAACCCACCAGCCCCCACUCCCCUCCCAGAGCCUGGGAGAGAACCCAGGAGUCCUGGCUCCCAGCCCCUACUCCCCUCCCACAGCCAUUUCCCUCUCCAGGGUCUCAUAAGGCAUGUGUGUUUGCAGCCCAUCCUGGCCCUGUCCCGGCUCCUGGUGGCUGGGACACACAGAGGCUGCUGGGCCAGUCCAGAGGUGGGUCUGUUAGUGCCCAGGGUAGUGACUCUGCUGGUUCGAUCGUGCUCUGGGUCGGUGACCCACCUGGUGCCGUGACCAGGGCUGUUGGGAUUUCCCCUCGGAGGGGGCCCUGCAGCGAGUUCACCGCAAUAAUGCAGGACGCCACAGAGCGUUAAUGCACAGCAGCUUUGUCUGACACAACCCGGGCGACCCACCCCCCCACCCACAGGAGGGGCUUUGCCCAGGGACACCUUCCCUCCACGCAGGUGCAAUUACAGGAGUGCGAUUCCUGCACCAUGACUGCACCCCGUCCUGCCAACACAGGCAUCCUCCAGAAACAACAAUCCCCAGUGCUGCCCCCAGAGAUCGCCACACACGCCGCAAAAGAGGGCAGGCUCAGCACUCAGUCAAACAGGUGGGGAAACUGAGGCACAGGGAGGGGAUGCGUGUGGCCCAACUUAACCCAGCUGGCCUAGCUGGGAAUAGCACCCGGGGCUCCUGAGUGCCAGCCCAGUGCACUACCCGCUGCCACUGACACUGGGACUUAGCCAGUGCCAGCCGGGGCAGGGCGCGGGCAGAGAGCCCAUCGAGCAUCACACUAGGCAUCCCCAUGCUUCCGUGUGGGAGUCGGUGACUGACUGAUGGGGGGGUGCCCCCUAGGGGUGGGUCAGCCAAUAACUGCCCUGGGCAGGGCUACUGGGGCACAGCCCAUCUGUUCUGUAUCUGUCCAGUGCCUGACACACUGGAGGCCUGAGCCGCCGGGGCUGCCAGGCACCACUGUAAUACACCUAAUAUAUAAUGUACAGCACCUGGCACACUCGGGGCCUGGGCUGUGGCUGUGGCUCCCGGCACUAUCAUAAUACACCCAAUGUAUAACGUACAGGACCUGACACACUCGGGGCCUGGGCUGUGGCUCCCGGGCACUACCGUAAUACACCUAAUAUAAAUGUACAGCACCUGGCACACUUGGGUCCUGGGCUGUGGCUGUGGCUCCCGGGCACUACCGUAAUACACCUAAUAUAUAACAUACAGCACCUUACACACUGGGGGUCUGGGCUGUGACUGGAGCUCCUCUGUGCUCCCAUAACACAAUUAUUUAGUAACAGUGCCUCUGCCGCUCGUGCGGCUGGUGCUGGCUGCUGCGGUGCCCAGAGACUGGGCUAGAUGGGCCCCUUGGGCCAAGGCUUCCCUUGGGGCCUGUAGUCACUGACUGUUUAGGCUCUCCCCGGCUCAGGUGACGCGGUGGGAAGAGGGCAGCGCUCUGACCCUCUCCUCCACAACGAGCUCCGGCCAGCAGAGGCGACUGCCCCACAGGGUAACCUCCACCAGCAGAGCACGGGGGCCCUGUCCCCCACUGCCAUAAACAUACAGCCAAGGGGAGCAUCAAAUCCCUCCUUUACCUGUAAGGGGUUAAGCAGCUCAACUAACCUGGUUGGCACCUGACCAAAGGACCAAUAAGGAAAUAAGAUACUUUCAAAUCUGGGGUGGGGUGGGGGGGUUGUUUGUGUUCUCUUUGUUGUUCCCUCUGGAGAGAGAGAGCGAGAGAGAGAGACCAAGCAGGUAACCAGCUCCUACUGAAAUGAUACACCUACAAUUACAGCGAUUGUAAGUAAUAGCAAGGAAAUGUGUUAGAUUCUCUUGGGUUUUAGCUUGUGAAUCUCCCCUGUGCUAAGAGGUAGUUUUAUUCCUGUUUUUGUAACUGUGGAGCUGAGUCCAGAGGGGGAAUCCUCUGUGUUCUGAAUCUUUUUAUUACCCUGUAAAGUUACCUUCCAUCCUGAUUUUACAGAGGCGAUUCUUUUACGUUUUUCUUUGUAAUAAAGUUCUUCUUUUAAGAACCA
Molecule: messenger RNA, 4817 nt
Organism: Gopherus flavomarginatus (Mexican gopher tortoise)
Lineage: Eukaryota; Metazoa; Chordata; Testudines; Testudinidae
Product: HLA class II histocompatibility antigen, DM beta chain
Exons: 6
Coding region: 48-830 (260 amino acids)
Biological process (GO): immune response; positive regulation of T cell activation; antigen processing and presentation of exogenous peptide antigen via MHC class II
Cellular component (GO): MHC class II protein complex; membrane
Molecular function (GO): MHC class II protein complex binding
Source: RefSeq, a predicted model, not a curated record